AUGGCAGCCUCAAACUCCAGCAGUGCACUGUCCUCCACCUUCUACCUCACCGGGAUCCCAGGCUAUGAAGAAUAUCACCACUGGAUUUCCAUCCCAUUCUGCUUCCUCUAUCUGGUUGGGAUAACAGGCAAUUGCUCCAUCCUAUAUAUUGUCCGGACUGACUCCAGGCUCCAUGAGCCCAUGUACUACUUCCUUGCUAUGCUCUCUCUCACAGACAUGGCCAUGUCUUUGACCCCAAUGAUAUCCCUUUUUAGGGUGUUGUGGUCCAUUUCUAGGGAGAUCCCCUUCAGUGUCUGUGUGGUCCAAAUGUUUUUGAUUCACACUUUCUCCUUCACUGAAUCAUCUGUGCUCUUGGCCAUGGCCCUUGACAGGUAUGUGGCUAUCUGCCACCCCCUGCGAUAUGCUACCAUUCUCACCCCAAAACUGAUUGCCAAGAUUGGAAUUGCAGCCCUGCUUCGAAGUGCUAUUCCACUAAUUCCACUUCUUGUUCGUCUGGCUUUUUUUUCCUUCUGUCACUCCCAUGUCCUUUCUCAUUCCUACUGUCUGCACCAGGACAUAAUCCGCCUGGCCUGUGCUGACAUCAGAUUUAAUGUCAUUUAUGGGAUGAUUGUGAUUAGUAUGCUGUGGGGUAUGGACUCUCUGGGAAUUUUAGUAUCUUACAUUUUCAUCCUCCACUCAGUGUUAAGAAUCGCAUCCCGAGAGGGCAGGCUUAAGGCACUUAACACUUGUGCAUCCCACAUCUGUGCUGUGCUCAUUCUGUAUGUGCCCAUGAUAGGGUUAUCUAUUGUCCAUCGCUUUGCCAAACAUUCAUCUCCCUUUGUUCACAUCUUUAUGGCUCAUAGCUACUUAAUGGUUUCACCAGUGCUCAACCCAAUUAUUUACAGUGUGAAGAACAAGCAGAUCCGUCAAGGAGUCCUUCAUCUGAUUUCAUCCCGGAAAAUGGGUUCCACUUUGUGCUAG
This is a messenger RNA of Dipodomys ordii (Ord's kangaroo rat), 960 nucleotides long. RefSeq names its product olfactory receptor 51G2-like. The record is from RefSeq and is a predicted model, not a curated record. Gene Ontology annotation, molecular function: olfactory receptor activity; G protein-coupled receptor activity. NCBI's taxonomy places the organism in Eukaryota, Metazoa, Chordata, Mammalia, Rodentia, Heteromyidae. The transcript has a single exon. Gene Ontology annotation, biological process: G protein-coupled receptor signaling pathway. Gene Ontology annotation, cellular component: membrane. Bases 1 to 960 code for a protein of 319 amino acids.